UGCCCCGGAAGCGCUUGCUCGGGCAGUUCCGGCCAGCUCAGCUGCCAUGUCGGGCUCGGUGCGCUCGGUGCUGCGGCGGUUCCUGAGCGAGUACGGCAGCGGCACGUCCGGCCGCCUCAAGGUGCUGGACGCCUACCUGCUGUACGUGCUGCUCACCGGGGCGCUGCAGUUCGGCUACUGCCUCGGCGUGGGCACCUUCCCCUUCAACUCCUUCCUCAGCGGCUUCAUCUCCGCCGUCGGCAGCUUCAUCCUGGGCGUUUGCCUUCGGAUCCAGAUCAACCCCCAGAACAAAGGCGAGUUCCAAGGCAUUUCACCAGAGCGGGCGUUUGCCGAUUUCCUCUUUGCAAACACCAUCCUCCAUCUCGUCGUCAUCAAUUUUGUUGGCUGAGCUCUAGAAGAGACUUUGAGGUCUUGAACUGCUCUUGAGCUCUGAGGCUGGCGCUGGGGAGGGCUGCUCCCCGCAGACCCUGACCUGCUGCCAUGGCCAGAGGAAGGGACCAAGGUGUUUCCCCACAGACGGCCCUAUGGAGGGGUCUGCUGCCUCAUUACAGCUACUAUAAUCCUUCCUGUUAAUAAAACCUUUCAUAAUACCGCA
Columba livia (rock pigeon) is the source of this 595-nucleotide messenger RNA. It is a transcript of the gene DAD1, whose product is annotated as defender against cell death 1. Gene Ontology annotation, biological process: protein N-linked glycosylation. The record is from RefSeq and is a predicted model, not a curated record. Bases 47 to 388 code for a protein of 113 amino acids. Gene Ontology annotation, cellular component: oligosaccharyltransferase complex; membrane. NCBI's taxonomy places the organism in Eukaryota, Metazoa, Chordata, Aves, Columbiformes, Columbidae. The transcript has 3 exons.